AAUCCCAAUCAAUCUCUCCUCCUUCAAUUCCCUUUGAAGGGGAGAGACCCAAAAAUAAAAUAAAAAAAUAAAACAAGAAGUUGAUCCUUUUCCUCUUGUUCUUAAUCAAUCUCGAGAUGUCGUCAGAGAUCGAGGUGGUGGAGAAGGGGAGAGGAGGGAGGAAGGGAGGGGAGGUGGAGACAGUGGUUCCGGAGAUUAUGAAGAAUGAUGUUUACGCGGCGGCCACAGUCGGGGAUCUUGAGAAGCUGCAGACUUUGGUUGAGGUCAAGGGAUUCCCUGUCGCCGAGCCCGAUGGUGGCGGGUAUUAUGCCCUCCAGUGGGCCGCACUAAACAAUCGCACCGCUGUUGCUCAAUACAUAAUUGAGCAUGGGGGUGAUGUGAAUGCAGCAGAUAACACGGGCCAAACAGCGCUCCAUUGGAGUGCUGUUCGUGGUAAUAUUGCAGUUGCUGAGCUCUUACUGAAGGAAGGGGCUCGUGUUGAUGCCGCGGACUUGAAUGGCUAUCAGACCUCUCAUGUUGCAGCUCAGUAUGGAGAAACAGCAUUCCUUUACCAUAUUGUUGCAAAAUGGAAUGCUGAUCCAGAUACCCCUGAUAAUGAUGGCAGAAGCCCUUUGCACUGGGCGGCCUAUAAAGGUUUUGCUGAUAGUAUACGUCUUCUUCUAUUUCUUGAUGCCUACAGGGGCCGACAAGAUAAAGAGGGUUGCACUCCUCUCCAUUGGGCUGCUAUAAGAGGGAAUCUAGAGGCAUGCACUGUUUUAGUUCAGGCAGGGAAGAAGGAGGAUUUAAUGGUGCCAGAUAACAGUGGUUUUACUCCGGCACAGCUAGCAUCUAAUAAGAAUCAUCAUCAAGUUGCUUUUUUCCUCGGCAAUGCUAGAAGGUUGUUUGACAGACGUUGUGAUGGAAAUAGCCCGCAUGGUAGACUAUCGAAAUUAGGACUUGCACCUGCAUUGUGGUGUGUAAUUAUUAUUAUGCUUGUUACUUAUAUACAUUCUGUGCUCACAGCAUCUUAUUUUCCGAAGUUGACAGCUGGGUUUGGACUUCUUGCUUGGUCUGGGGUUUUACUGGCAACUGUUGGACUCGUUAUGUUUUAUAGGUGCAGUAGGAAGGAUCCUGGUUUUAUCAAAAUGAAUGUACGUGAUUCGGAGAAUCUCAGGGAUGAUGAACCUUUAUUGAAGAUGGAACUGAAUAAUCCUGCUUUACUGGCUGGGAAUUGGUCCCAGCUAUGUGCUACAUGCAAGAUAGUCAGGCCUCUGCGUGCUAAGCAUUGCUCCACUUGUGACCGCUGUGUCGAGCAGUUUGAUCAUCAUUGCCCAUGGGUAUCAAAUUGUAUCGGAAAGCGGAAUAAAUGGGAUUUCUUCAUGUUCCUUGUUUUAGAGGUGUCUGCCAUGGUGAUAACAGCUGCCGUAACCAUGAUAAGAAUCAAGACAGAUCCAACUGCUCCACAAUUUUUUGGUGCCUGGAUGAACCAUGCUGCUACUCAUCACCCGGGAGCCAUAUUCUUUCUGAUAAUGGAUUUUCUUCUUUUCUUUGGAGUUGCAUUACUGACUGUAAUACAAGCAUCACAGAUCUCUCGAAAUAUCACAACAAACGAAAUGGCAAAUGCUCCACGUUACAGCUACUUAAGAGGCCCAGGAGGGCGUUUCAGGAAUCCAUACGAUCAUGGAAUUCGCAAGAACUGCACCAACUUCCUAAUAAAUGGCUACAAUGAAGAUAUUGAACUACAUGAACAAACUUCUGAACACUCCGAUGAAAUUGGUCUGAUCCAGUUGAACAGAAUCAAUACAGGUAAUGUUGACCGCCACGCUCACCACCACGCAAAUGGCAAUGCCCAUGUUUGUAUCGGUGUAGAGUCCCAGAAUUCAAGAACGCACGUGCAGGGCAAUGCACGCGGAAAUUCUUCACAGGGAAACAGUAAUAGUUCUCAUAGUGGUAGGAGUGCUGGAAGUCCUUUGGGCUUGGGCCUUGGGCUUGGGCUUGGGCUUGGGCUUGGAAGGAACAAUGUGCGCCAUAAUUCACGUUCGGUUUUGGCUUCUUGAUUUGAUGCUCCGUUGUGAAUGCGAUGUGUGCUCUUUGUUGUUGUAAUGGCACGUUGUAUUCGUUCGUUGUUCAUAUAUUGAUUUGGUCUGGUUUUAUACUUUUUUUGUUUUCUUGUUAGAAUUGUUUGCUGUUUAGUUCUAUACAGCUGAAUGCACUGCGAGGUUUUUUUUUUCUUUUCGAGAUUCUAGUGUUCAUUUGUAUUUAGAUGAUGAAAUGACUGAGGAUGCACUGAAUGAGGGACGACGUGGGGUAAUUGGUGGUUAUCAAAGUUGUCCGAAGAAAUGGCGGGUGAAA
Messenger RNA from Asparagus officinalis (garden asparagus), 2331 nucleotides. RefSeq names its product protein S-acyltransferase 24. The transcript has 13 exons. The coding region runs from base 117 to 2036 and encodes 639 amino acids. Gene Ontology annotation, biological process: protein palmitoylation. The record is from RefSeq and is a predicted model, not a curated record. Gene Ontology annotation, cellular component: Golgi membrane. Gene Ontology annotation, molecular function: protein binding; palmitoyltransferase activity. NCBI's taxonomy places the organism in Eukaryota, Viridiplantae, Streptophyta, Magnoliopsida, Asparagales, Asparagaceae.